CCGAUCAUUGAGUCUCACAAAACGGCUCUAUCUCUGUUUUACAUGUGUCAGCGAAGGAGAAACGGAUAGCUGACAUGGCUUCGCUUCAGCUUCAUCUUCUUCCACUCUCAACCGGUCCAUCCAGUUCCCGGUUCAGACGCAGUCCGGUCCGAUCCUCGACCGAGCGCCAGUCGCUCUUCAACCGCAUUGCCCCUGUCUACGAUAACUUGAAUGAUUUGCUGAGCUUGGGUCAGCACCGAAUAUGGAAAAGAAUGGCAGUGUCCUGGAGUGGAGCAAAAAAGGGAGACAGAGUGUUGGAUUUGUGCUGUGGAAGUGGGGAUUUGGCGUUUCUCUUGUCUGAGAAAGUUGGGUCCAGUGGCAAGGUGAUUGGUCUCGAUUUCUCGAAAGAGCAGUUAUCAGUUGCUUCUUCGCGGCAAAAGUUGAUGUCAAAAGCCUUCUACACGAACAUUGAGUGGGUUGAAGGUGAUGCAAUUGAUUUGCCAUUUUCUGAUGGUCACUUUGAUGCCAUCACUAUGGGUUAUGGUCUGAGAAAUGUAGUAGACAAACAUAAGGCCAUGCAGGAAAUGUUUAGAGUUUCAAAAGCAG
Molecule: messenger RNA, 585 nt
Organism: Prunus avium (sweet cherry)
Lineage: Eukaryota; Viridiplantae; Streptophyta; Magnoliopsida; Rosales; Rosaceae
Source: RefSeq, a predicted model, not a curated record